Molecule: messenger RNA, 2029 nt
Organism: Aphanomyces astaci
Lineage: Eukaryota; Oomycota; Saprolegniomycetes; Saprolegniales; Verrucalvaceae
Exons: 7
Coding region: 48-1511 (487 amino acids)
Cellular component (GO): cytosol
Molecular function (GO): dihydrolipoyl dehydrogenase (NADH) activity; flavin adenine dinucleotide binding
Source: RefSeq, a predicted model, not a curated record
CUCCCAGCAAUUGCGAGGACAGUCAAUUCAUCAUUGAAACUCUGCUGAUGCUCCGCCUUGUUCGUCGCAGUGGAUGGCGCGUCGGCCCCCGCCACUUCAGCGCCGAGGUCAAGCCGUCCGACUUCAGCGAAGUGCUUCGCAACCUCCGUGCGAGUGAACACUUCGACUUGGUUGUGAUUGGCAGUGGCCCGGCGGGUCAAAAGUGCGCGAUUGACAGCGCCAAGCAUGGAAAGAAAGUCGCGAUCAUUGACAAGAAGGACAUGCAUGGUGGUGUAUGCGUGCACACGGGCACGAUUCCCAGCAAAACGUUCCGGGAGGCCGUGUUGCAUCUGACGGCCCAUCGACACAAGGGUUUCUACGGCAACGCUUACACGGCGUCGACGACUGGCAAGCGACUCAGCUUGGAGGAAAUCUUGGACCGUGUCAAGAAGGUCGAGGAUGCAGAGACCGACCUCACACGUAACCAACUGACGCGAAAUGGAAUCAUCCUCAUCAAUGGCACCGCGCGCUUCUUGCCCACAGAAGACAAGAAGACAAUUGCGGUCUUGUCGAACGACUCAUACACGGAAAAGACGGACGCGCAGCGCCACAAUGACGCCAACAUCUGCAAACGUGUCUUGACAGCGGACAAGGUGCUCAUUGCCGUGGGCACGCGUCCGGCGCGCCGCCCUGACCUCGACUACGACGGUCGGUUGAUCUUCGACUCGGACCAGCUUCUUUGGGGCGGAGUGGACAUCGUUCCCAAGCGUCUCAUCGUCGUCGGCGCGGGUGUGAUCGGGAUGGAGUAUGCCUCCAUGAUCAGCAUCAUUCCGGGCACCCAAGUCACCGUCAUCGACGGUCGCAAGGAGAUCCUAGACAUGGCGGACAAGGAAGUGUCGGACGCAUUGUGCUACUACAUGCGAAAGCGCGGGUCCCGCUUCCUCACGGAAGAGUCUAUCGUCAAGGUGGAAACCAAAGACAACAGCGAAGUGCUCGUGUAUUUGACCAGCGGCAAGGUGAUUGUCGGCGACGCCUUGCUGUAUACCCAAGGCCGCCAAGGAAAUGUCGCCGGUCUCGACUUGGAGGCAGUGGGGCUCGCGGCCAACAAGCGCGGGGUCUUGGACGUGAACAACAACUUCCAGACCGAUGUGCCGCACAUUUAUGCGGCGGGGGAUUGCAUUGGAUAUCCUGCCCUCGCGUCGACAUCGAUGGAACAAGGACGAUUGGCGUCGGUGCACAUGAGAACUUCCGAACCGACAAACAAGCUCCGUCCCGACGCCGAAGCGCAUGACCCGGCGCAUCCUCGCACUCGCAUGCGCUCGGGUGAAGUGUUUCCCUUCGGCAUUUACACGGUGCCAGAGAUCUCUAUGGUUGGCAAGUCGGAACAGCAGUUGUCUCGAGAAAACAUUCCUUAUGAGGUAGUCCAACGAACAUGCAUCACCUCCGAUGGAAGAGCUAUUGUAUCCUAUGCAAUCGAUUGUACAUGCAGGUUGGCAUCGCGAGAUACGAAGAGCUCGCGAAGGGGCAAAUGAUGGGCGGUAUGCCGGGGUUCCUCAAGCUGAUCUUCUGUCCCACGACCCUCAAAUUGCUCGGUGUGCAUGCCAUCGGCGAAGGGGCGACGGAAAUCAUCCACAUUGGCCAAGUGGUCAUGUCGACAGGUACUUUAAUCGGUCGUCUCUCACCAACGCCGUCUCUUCAGCAUGUCGUCGUCGGGUGUGUAGGCGGGACGAUGGAGUACUUUCGCAACGCCGUGUUCAACUACCCCACGCUCGCCGAGGCGUACCGCGUCGCAGGUCUCAACGGCCUCAGUAAGAUCGAAGCCCUUCGGAACAGCGAAGUCUAAUCCAUCGACCAGCCUCAUGCUUCUUCAUCCCGUGCAUGUUCGUUGUGUUUGGUUGCACAUGGGAAAUUUCGAAUCCGUGCGAUCUUUGCGUUGAAACGUCAAACUUCAACAACCCCCAGGAGGAACGACACUGUUGACGACCUACGAUUACGUUUUUUAUGGAUAUUUGAGCGAUGUAACUACGUUUUAAGGGUGUAUCGUUGGGCG